Molecule: messenger RNA, 3982 nt
Organism: Bubalus bubalis (water buffalo)
Lineage: Eukaryota; Metazoa; Chordata; Mammalia; Artiodactyla; Bovidae
Gene: FBXO40
Product: F-box protein 40
Exons: 6
Coding region: 503-2644 (713 amino acids)
Cellular component (GO): cytoplasm
Molecular function (GO): ubiquitin protein ligase activity; protein binding; zinc ion binding
Source: RefSeq, a predicted model, not a curated record
AGAGCAGCAGCCUGUCCUGAGCUGUCCAGCCACAGGGAGCACAGCUGGAUCUGCCAACCGUAUGCACAGGACUCGGAGAGGCUGCUCUGGCCUUGAAAAUUAUCCUUCUUAAAAGGAUUUUCCUCCUUCCUCAGGGGAAAGAAAACCCACUGAUAUAAAACCCCAUUUGCCUUCCAGCUUCCCCUGUGACUGCCUCUCCAGCAGAGAUAGAGCGUUGAUAAAUACAGGAGAAAGAAAAAAAACUAAUUCGGUCCUCUGCAGCAGCUGAUGCACGCCCAGCCACCUCCGGCAGUCUGCCUGCUCACAACCCAGGGACGCAGGUGCAGCACAUGCUGACUCAGCCCGUGCCGUAAGCUUGCGUGAUCUUAGUCUGACCAGGGAUUGAACCUGUGCCCUCGGCAGUGAAAAAGCAGAGUCCACCAGACCACCAGGGAGUCCCCUCUUUAAUUUACUUCAGAUUGUAUCAGAGUUUUUAUACAAAGCCAGAAGGAAUUUGGAAGCUAUGGGUAGGACACGCAGGCCUCCGCCAGGGCAGCACAGACACUGUGAGAGAUGCUUCAACCGUCACUGCCACAUGCCCGUGGAGCCCAGUGUCUCUUGCCCGGUGAUAAACUGCCACCUGUCCUGCGGGGCUACCUUCCACAUGUGCAAAGAGGCUGAGCACGAGCUACUCUGCCCUUUAGAGCAGGUUCCAUGCCUCAACUCCGAAUACGGCUGCCCCCUCUUCAUGUCCCGCCACAAGCUGGCCAAACACCUGCAAGUGUGUCCUGCGAGCGUGGUCUGCUGCUCCAUGGAGUGGAACCGCUGGCCAAACGUGGACUCUGAAACAACGCUUCAUGAGAACAUCAUGAAAGAGACCCCCGAUGAGGAAUGCUUGGACACAGCCCUGGCCCUUCAGGACCAGAAGGUCCUUUUUAGGUCUCUGAAAAUGGUAGAACUUUUCCCAGAAACUAGAGAACCCACAGAAGAGGAACCUCCUAUGAAUGGUGAAGCCAGCUGGGAGGAAAUGGAUGGAGCGGUGGGUGGGGAGGAUGCUGGUUUGGUAACAGGCUGCUCUCUGUCAGCCAUGAAUGGGGAGGUGGUAGAACUAAGUCAAGAAGAACGAGAGGCGUUAGCCAAAACCAAAGAAGGGAUGGACCUGGCCAAGUUUGACAAGUGGGAAAAUAUGUUCAGCAAAGAGCAUGCGGCCUCAGCUUUAACAAGCUCAUCAGCCAGCAGUGACAGCAAGAGCAGGAACGGCCCAGAGAAAGAACAGAUUUCCAACAGCAAUAGAAUGGUAGAGGAGGGAGCUGCCAAAGAAAAAGAACCACAGGAAGACCAAAGGCAGGACUUUCAUGCAGCCAUAGAAAAGACAGGACUUGCCCCUUGGCAGGAUGGUGUUCUGGAAAGACUGAAAACAGCUGUGGAUGCAAAGGACUAUAAUAUGUACCUGGUGCAUAAUGGGAGGAUGCUUAUUCACUUUGGUCAGAUGCCUGCUUGUACACCCAAAGAGAGAGACUUUGUUUACGGCAACCUGGAGGCACAGGAAGUGAAGACUGUUUACACCUUCAAAGUUCCGGUGAGCUACUGUGGGAAGCGGGCUCGCCUAGGUGAUGCCAUGAGUUGUAGGCCAAGUGAGCACAAGGCCGUUGAUACUUCAGAUUUAGGGAUCACUGUGGAGGACCUGCCCAAGUCAGAUCUCAUCAAGACCACCCUCCUGUGUGCUUUAGAAAGAGAACUCAAAGGUCACGUCAUCUCCGAGUCCAGGAGCAUUGAUGGGCUGUUCAUGGAUUUCGCUACACAGACAUACAGUUUUGAGCCAGAACAGUUUUCUUCUGGGACGGUGCUGGCCGACCUCCUAACCACUGCCAACCCGAACAGCAAUGCGAACGGGCUCCACGUGGAGCUCCACAGUGAGUGUGUGACCAGGAGACACAACAAGAGGAGCUCUGCCUUUACUUUCACCUGCAACAAAUUCUUCAGGAGGGAUGAAUUUCCCCUCCAUUUCAAGAAUGUUCACACAGACAUUCAGUCAUGUCUCAACGGCUGGUUCCAACACCGAUGCCCCCUGGCCUACUUGGGAUGUACCUUUAUUCAAAACCAUUUCCGUCCCCCAGGGCAAAAGGCAAAAGUGAUCUACAGUCAGAAGCUCAAGACCUUUGCCAUCAAGCCGGAGGUUGCUUCAGAGCUGAGCGAGGGAAGGAAGAACAACCAUUUCUCAGGUCGUGAAGGAAAAAACCAGAAUUCUCUAACCAGCCUGCCCCUGGAGGUCCUGCAGUACAUUGCUGGGUUCCUAGACAGCAUCAGCCUGUCCCAGCUCUCCCAGGUGUCCGUGCUGAUGAGGAGUAUCUGUGCCACUUUGUUACAAGAGAGAGGGAUGGUCCUCCUGCAGUGGAAGAAGAAGAGGUCUUCCCAUGGAGGCACCUCCUGGAGAGUUCACAGAAAGAUUUGGCAGUUCAGCAGCCUCUUCUCCAAAAUCAAGAGCUGGGAGUUUAAUGAAGUUGCCUCCAUGUCUGAGCACCUGAAAUCCUGUCCCUUCAAUGUUGUAGAACACAAGACUGACCCGAUUCUUUUGACCAGCAUGCGGCAGUCCCAUCAACAGGCCCGAGAGACCUUGGUCACCACCUUUAGAGCCAGGCCACGAGGAAGACACAUCUUACACUAAAGACUCAGAAGCCACUGUUCUUGGAUUCCUAUUCAGAGUUACUGAAGUUGGACAGAGUGUGAUUUUGAGGACUUUCUUCUGUAAAUUGCAAAUGUUCUCAUCUAGGUGUUUUCGAACAUGCAAUGCCCUUCAAAGCCUGAGUAGCUGCAUAAGGUGGAAGAAUUUCCCAAGCCAUGGCUUGUAUAAUUGCUAUAUCGCCAUACUGAUAACUAAUAGCCUCCCUCCCCCUACUUUUUUUUUCUAAAAUAAAUCCAUCUGCGGAGUAAAUAGGUAACUGGAGGCCAUUUAGAAGAUGAGCCCACGACCUUAGGAGUUGAGAGAGCAGUGAAAUUCCAUAACCAGCAUAGGCCUGUGCUUUUGUGGAGAACUUUUCAGUUUAUGAGCGCUUUCAAUGAUAUGGGGCAGAGGCAGUACAGGAAGAGGGACUGAGACGCCUCCCAGGGCACCCAGAGUAAAAAGCACAGUCUGAAGUUUCUGGAGCUGGACUUGUCUUGACAGCCAAGUCCAGGGCUUCUUUUAGUUACCCCACUGUCUCUAAGCCCAGAGAGUUCAAACAGUCUAACAGAAUAGGGGCCUAGGCUAAGGACAGCAGCCUCAGGGACACUGAAGGUCGAACAGUAAGAGGCAGAAAUGAGGUCACAGAGGAGAAGGUUGUGUAGAAUCUUGGCAACAUAUGGAAGGACAGUCUUGAAAAAUGAGACGAAUCCAGAGGAGAUACUACAUGUAUGAAGAAAAUUAGGACAAAAAUCACAGACUGCUUUUGAACAUUUUAAUAGUGACUUAAGAUUCAAGCUUCUUUUCCUCUGAAAAUUGUAUUCUCGGUCUGGAUUAGGGAGAGCCCAGGUACGGGCCAGCACCACCCUGGGCUAUGUGAAAUGAUCACAAGACACUAACUCCAACUUCAGUGUCAUGCCAGAAGGCGCAGGGUAGCCCAGGGAGACCACGCAUAUGGAAAAGUCAGGCCCACCGUAGGUCCUGUGCUACCAGUCACUAGGUCCUAGACAUCACUUGAGUAUACCAUGGGGAAUCUUGAGAAGGAAGACAUCCGAACAUAGUGAUUCCCUCUAAUUGCUCUUACCUCUUGCUGGGCAUGACUUCAUUCUGUGAAAAAUCGGUGACACUUCGGAUUUUGGUAACAAAUAGUCAAAACUUAUGAGAACAAAAGUAAAAUGAAAAUACACAAGAGAAACUGGCAUCCCCCAAAGCAGAGUUUCAUGGAAGCACUGACAUUUUAGACUGGAUAAUUCUUUGUCAUAAGGGACUGUCCUGUGUGUUAGAGGAUGUUUACUGACAUCCUUGGCCUCUAUUCAAUAAUACCAGUAGCUCCCCUACUGCUUU